AUGAUUGGUCCAGGCACCGGCAUGCUUGGAGAGGAUGGAAUCCAUGUCGACAUGAAUCACCUCAAAUCCGGGGAAGUCAACUUGGGUACAUCAAUCAUGGCCAUCAACUUCAAAGACGGGGUCAUUCUGGGGGCAGAUAGUCGGACAACCACAGGAGCAUAUAUUGCCAACCGAGUGACGGACAAGCUCACCCAAGUCCAUGACACCAUCUGGUGCUGCCGGUCCGGGUCUGCAGCCGACACUCAGGCCGUUGCGGAUAUCGUCCAGUACCAUCUUGGGAUCUACGGGAUCAUGAACAACGAGUCUCCCACCACCCAGACUGCUGCUGCACUGUUUCAAGAACUGUGCUACGAAAACAAGGACCAACUGAGCGCUGGCAUCAUUAUCGCAGGCUACGACAAGCGGAACGGUGGACAAGUCUACUCGAUACCUCUCGGCGGCUCAUUACACAAAGGGCCGUAUGCCAUCGCAGGUUCAGGGUCAACGUACAUCUAUGGGUACUGUGAUGCACACUGGAAAGAAGCCAUGACAGAAGAAGAAGGAAUACAGUUUGUCAAGGGAGCAUUAAGAGAAGCCAUCAAAUGGGACGGCAGCUCGGGCGGUGUUAUUCGAAUGGUGGUGUUGACCGCGAAGGGUGCUCAGCGACAUUUACGUCCUACUACGCCAAAGGUUGAGAUGGGCUCGCUGGUGAUCAGCCAAGUGGCGCCGGGACUCGGUCAGCAUCCCUAUCACCACAUGAUGGUGGACACCGAUCCUCCUCACGAAGACUCCUCCAGAGGAUACAGCGCCUCCUCGGACCAGACGCCUGUCGUCCACGAGCCUUUCGAAGAUUCGUCGACCCCAGGGUCCCAGCACGAUGGCCAUGAGUCAGGCAGCGCUCACUCUUCCUCCCCCCAUCACCAACCCUCCUCUUACUACCCGCAAAAUGUGAACCAACACGCGCGUGGAUUUGAUCAGUCCGGCUUCCCUCUGACCAGCGACCCGCGGGUCGUGGUCGCCCACUCUCCUCCCUCUCCGCGACUGCAACCCACAUAUCGCUCAACCCGGUCAUUGGGUGCGUCAGAAGCCAGUUCUCCCAGUCGGAUAAAAGUGAGAGACUUGUCACAUAUUCGCAGUCUGGCGAGUGAAGAAUAUUUAAACCGUCCGCGCUUGUCGGGACGCUCUUCCAGCUCCUAUUCGGACACGGGCAGGCAAUAUGAAAUCAGUGCCAUGCCGGUCACAGACAUCAUCGAAAUGGUCGCAGGCCUUCUUACCAAGAUAACCACCACCAACGAUCGUCAGCACGAGCAUCAUCGGCCGAUGCCACUCACAGAGGAACAGAGUCAUAUGAACCCGCACGCCUCCUGUGUCCUGGCAUUUCAUGGGAAGAACGUCCCAGGAAUAACGAUCCUAAGUUAUCUGAGUCGGAUACAUAAGUAUUGUCCAACUACCUACGAAGUUUUCCUGAGUCUGCUGGUCUACUUUGAUCGCAUGACCGACAUGGUCAAUCGGGGGCUUUUGGGCAACGUCAAUAGGCGACCCGAUGAUUCACCUGCGACGGCACCAGAGUCAUCCACGCCCACUCCGCGCUCUCCGGCCCCCAUGAAUGUGGACAGCCCUCAAGAGCAUCACGAUAUCGGCACGCCUCCUUCUCCGUCAGACUCACGCCAACAGUCCCAAGCCCCCCAGCAUCUCUCCUCUCCUCAAUCAGCCAGCAUGCCGACCGAUUUGUCGCAAUUCUUCGUGGUUGAUAGCUACAACAUUCAUCGCCUUGUAAUCGCUGGUGUCACUUGCGCCAGUAAAUUCUUCUCGGAUGUCUUUUACACGAAUUCUAGAUACGCGAAGGUGGGAGGCCUUCCUCUAGCUGAAUUAAACAACCUUGAACUCCAAUUCCUCCUCCUUAACGACUUCAGACUUUCUGUGCCGGUGGAGGAGCUGGAAGCCUACGGCACCAUGCUGGUCGAGUUUUACGCUAGAGAGUUACUCGCCCAACAACAGCUCGCUCAGCAACAACAGCAGCCGCAUCAAGGGGGCUCAGCAGGUCCGUCUCCUUCCGCCGGUGCGGGAGAUGGGAUUUACAUGCGCUCUGCCGGAGCUGAAGCAGGAUCAUCGUCGACGCAGGAGUAG
Messenger RNA from Fonsecaea erecta, 2106 nucleotides. RefSeq lists its product as hypothetical. NCBI's taxonomy places the organism in Eukaryota, Fungi, Ascomycota, Eurotiomycetes, Chaetothyriales, Herpotrichiellaceae. Gene Ontology annotation, cellular component: proteasome core complex. Gene Ontology annotation, molecular function: protein kinase binding; threonine-type endopeptidase activity. Gene Ontology annotation, biological process: regulation of cyclin-dependent protein serine/threonine kinase activity. The record is from RefSeq and is a predicted model, not a curated record. The transcript has 4 exons. The coding region runs from base 1 to 2106 and encodes 701 amino acids.